Molecule: messenger RNA, 1391 nt
Organism: Aricia agestis (brown argus)
Lineage: Eukaryota; Metazoa; Arthropoda; Insecta; Lepidoptera; Lycaenidae
Exons: 3
Coding region: 24-1391 (455 amino acids)
Source: RefSeq, a predicted model, not a curated record
UUUUGGAUAAGGUCUUGGCUACAAUGACGGACAGUCAAUAUGAGGUACAUUGCUGGAGUGACUCUAUGAUUGCAUUGGCUUGGAUUCAAGGUGACAUUCACAGAUGGCAGAAAUUUGUAUCCACCAGAGUGCAAAAGAUUACAGAAAUUGUCGAACCUUCACGUUGGCAUCAUGUGAGUACAGAAUUAAAUGCAGCAGACUGUGCUACAAGAGGAUUGACAGUUGCACAACUAGAAUCCCAUUCAUUAUGGUGGGGCCCAGAAUGGCUCAACAAGUUAGAUAUAAGUUCAAUUGAAAACGUUUCUAAUUUAACUACAUGUAUUGAAGAAAUUAAGGCUAGUGUGAACGCGACUUUAUCAACUACAAUUAUAAAACAUAAGACUUUAAUAUUACAAUUAUUGAAUGAAUACAGUUCAUUGGCACGUGUCGCAACAACAGUGGCAUGGCUAUCACGUUACAUCCUGUGGCUUCGCAACAAGAAGAAUGUGCCACAUCAGAAUUAUUUGUCAGCUGUUGAAAUGGAAAAUGCAUAUUGUAUUAUAAUUAGAACUGUACAAUCUAUAGAAUUUAAGGAAGAAUUUAGUUGUAUUUUACAGAAUAGAAAAUUACCUAGGAAUAGUAAGGUAUUAUGUUUAAAUCCGUUUAUUAGCAAGGAUGGGUACGUGAGAGUGGUAUCGGUUAAGACCAAGAAUGGUAUAUUGAAAAGGCCAAUUUUAAAACUUUCCCGACUUCCAGUCAAGGAGAGCGAUACCGUACAGGUAAACAGCAGCUCUAGUGAUCAUGAUCGACAUGUCGUGACCCCUGGGACAAUGAGCAGGGUACAACCAGAAAGCCAAACAAACCAGCUACCGCCAUCUCGACGUCGACCUCGAAGAAAUAAUUUAUGUCAUUUUAUAUUUACUUUACUUGCUAUGUUUUUAUUUACAAUUUCACCCACACAGGGAACCUACAAUAUAUCAAAUUUCAACUCGAGUCAAAGCCUUCAUACUUGGGAUCAGAUGAAGAUGCAGUUGGAGAACAUAAAAAAGGAAGCUGAUGUGGUUUACUCUCCCGUCAGUGUACACGAUGUACACCACUAUACUGCGAUCUACGCCACGCUGACACUGCUGAUCUUAGGGGGGUGCAUUUACGUCGUCCGUCGUGUUCGUAAGACAAGCCAACAACAGUUUCGAGUGUCCCCUGCUGUCACUGCUCCGGUGGUUCUGCGGGCGGUGGAGGCGACUAACGUGGAACUUCCGGAGCUGCCUACAAAGCAGCAGUCAUCAUCAUCAACGGGGGUGGUUCCUCCGAGCACCAGUACGCAGUCAUGUGUGAAAACAAGUGGCAAGUGUAAAAAAUCUGUGCGAUUGUCAGUUCCAAAAAUUAGUGAAAGUGAAAUUAGUGAUUAUUAA